AUGCUAAGGUAUAUGUAUCAGAGGAAACUCAUUGGAAUUGCAACCUUUUGCCGAUUUCAGUCAUCCGGUCCUCACUGGUUUUACGCUACUGAUAUUCCCGUUACCAAGCCUUAUGAUCCAGAAUAUAAACCUACCGAAGAACCAAAAAAGUUCACCCCAUUUUCAAAGCACGAUUCGGAUAGAAUAGAACGGCUUUAUAAUCUGAACCCUGAAUCCAAGGAUCCUAUUGCAGUUAAUGAGGAUUAUCUUUUUGAAGUUUGUCUCAAGAAUAAAACUCUAAAGCCAAAAUAUUGGGAGGGGUCGCUUUAUGAGGUUCGCCGUGGCCUAUGGUUCAUAAAUGAUGAUAUUCCUCUUCCCUAUGAAUUAUCAGUUGAGAUUGAAGAGUAUUCAAAGCAGUAUAGCCCUAACAAUGAUGUUUUUCCAUUAAAGGGGACCUAUUCCCAUGGAAAGUACGUGAUGUUUAGUAGCAGUAAUGCCUCUGAAGCUUACUUGAUCUCUGAUAUAUCUCGUGGAGGACUGCAAUUAAGCUUGCUGAGGACAAGUAAAUUAAUCUCCAGUGCUACUAAAGUAACUAGAGGUUACUCCGGAGGCAAGGAUGGUAUCAUUAUGAAGGCAGCAAAGGAAAUAGAACACCAAUUGUUGGACCAAACCAAACAUUUGGGCAAGUUGUCAGAUAAAUUAGGUGGUGAGUUAAAAGAGCUGUUAUCUGGGUACAGCGGUGGUCACUCCAAUAACAUGAUUGAUAAUGCCAUGGAAAAGGAGAUGGAAGGAGACUACGACAACAAGAACAACCGCUACAAUAGCCCCAUAAAGUCUAAUUUCAGAGAAAUUGAUCAUCUAGUACUUUGUGUUCAUGGGAUCGGACAAAGUUUGGGUAAAAAGUAUCAGUAUGUUAACUUUGCCCACUCUAUUAAUUUGCUUCGUACAACUAUGAAGAAGGUCUACGCGGAAUCACCAGAACUACAGAUAAUAAACAAAUAUAACUACAAACAUGACGACUGGAAGGAUAAUAGCAGGAUACAAGUCUUACCAGUUACCUGGCGCCACGAUAUACGGCUAAGCUCUGAUAGUUCUGAAGUCGAUACUGAGUAUAGGGAUUUACCAACAUUAGGCGACAUAACGGUGAAUGGUAUCCGUCCAAUCCGUAACCUACUAGGAGACAUUGUUAUAGACGUUUUACUAUACUGUGAAGCAUACUACAGGGAUAUUAUAUUAGAGAGUGUUACAAAACGGCUUAACGAUACAUAUAUGAAAUUUCGGGCCAAUUAUCAAUCAUAUCCUGGAAAAGUGAGCUUGGUAGGUCACUCUCUAGGUUCCCUGGUUUUAUUUGACAUAUUAUCACAACAGGAUAAAUAUCCAUUGGAUUUUGAUGUUGAUAACUUCUUCUCAUUAGGCUCACCAAUUGGGGUCUUCAAGCUGGUGCAACGCACCAGAAUCUCUCCUUUCUCAGACUUAAAAAAGGGGACUGAUGCACAGGGCUUCAGUAAGUUAAAAUGCGGGAACCUAUACAAUAUGUACCAUUCCUGUGAUCCUGUUGCGUACCGAAUGGAACCUUUAAUUGACAAAACAUUUGCACAAUAUAAGCAAGAGAAGAUUUCGACACCAAAGAGCAGCAAAAUUGCAGCCAAAGUUUUAGAACUUGGUGAGACAAUUACACAUGAGAACUCCGAGAAGGUGAAGGUUUCAGAUAGGCUUUUAAAAACUAUGCUAGGACUCAACCGUAGAGGCCGGGUUGACUAUGCAAUGGAAGCUAAGCCAUGGGAAGUAGAUAUAGUGAGUGCAAUAAGAGCGCAUUUUGACUACUUUGAGGAAGAAGAGAUCGCUGCAUUCUUUUUAGAAAAUAUAUUGCGUCAGCGAAGGCCCGUGAAUGAACUUUUUUGUCAAAGCUUGAAAAAAACGAAGCAGCCUGAUGUUCCAUCGUGA
Molecule: messenger RNA, 1923 nt
Organism: Eremothecium sinecaudum
Lineage: Eukaryota; Fungi; Ascomycota; Saccharomycetes; Saccharomycetales; Saccharomycetaceae
Gene: DDL1
Product: putative carboxylic ester hydrolase
Exons: 1
Coding region: 1-1923 (640 amino acids)
Biological process (GO): lipid metabolic process
Cellular component (GO): cytoplasm
Molecular function (GO): glycerophospholipase activity; metal ion binding
Source: RefSeq, a predicted model, not a curated record